Messenger RNA from Dentiscutata erythropus, 504 nucleotides. The record is from the annotation of a GenBank genome assembly. Lineage: Eukaryota; Fungi; Glomeromycota; Glomeromycetes; Diversisporales; Gigasporaceae.
UUAUUUGACAUGGGUUCGAAUCAGUCAGAAAGAAAUCCUAUAUCAGUAAUUUAUAGACUAAACGUUUUGAAAGAUAUAAAAGAAUAUAAGUUCUCUGAUUUUAAUGAUCGUAAAAAAAUUGGUCAUGGUGCAUUCGGCGAAGUGUUUUCAGCAGAUUUUCAAGGAAAAAUAUUUGCUUUAAAACGAUUACACAAAGAAAAUUUAAUUGAUAAAAUGAUAGUUCGUGAGCUUGAAGCUCUUUAUGAAGCUGAUCAUCCUAAUAUCAUUAAAUUUUAUGGAAUUUCAGAAGCAGUUAAAUUCAUAACAAAUAAUAUUAAUAAUACUCAAUUAACUAUUCCAGUUGUUAGAACAGAUCAACACCUCGAAUUUUUCGAAGAGGACAAUGAUUAUGAAGAUUCUAUAAAUAAUAAAAGAAGUUUAUCGAUUAGAUCAGUUGUUGAAAUAGAUCCACACCCUGAAUUUAUUGAAAAGGACAAUCUUAGCAGAAACUUGAAUUUUCAUUAA